AGAAUCCCGCUUUCCAACGUAACUGCAAAACACAACACACACAGAGAGACCAGAAAAUGAACUCUCCAAGCCAAACCUGCAGAGAAACCACUAAGAUUUUUCAUUAAAUUACACAAAAUUCCUCGAUUGAAGCUGCUGAUUCUUUCAAUUUUCUUAGUUUCCUGAAACAAAUGGCGAGAAACGAAGGAGAAGGAGGAGGAGAUGGAGAGGCCGGGCCUGGGUUAUCGUCGAGCUCCAGAAUAAGAGCGGGGCCAGACCCCUUUUUGGUUGUGUGUAGAUGCUUUAGUUUCGUAACGGCUCUUGUUGGCAUUCUUUGCAUUGCCGUGAACGUUCUCUCUGCCGUUCGCUCCUUUAAGAAUGGAUCCGAUGUAUUCGAUGGGAUUUUCCGGUGUUAUGCGGUGGUGAUUGCGUUUUUUGUGGUGGUCGCCGAGACGGAAUGGGGAUUUAUCACCAAGUUCUGGAAGGUGUUGGAGUAUUGGGCUGGUAGGGGCAUGCUGCAGAUAUUUGUUGCAGUCAUGACAAGAGCUUUCCCUGACUAUUCAGCAAGCAAGAAGGACCUUAUACUUUUGCAAAAUAUAGCAAGUUAUAUGCUUCUUGCUUGUGGUGUUGUCUAUCUUGUUUCGGGAGUUCUAUGCAUUGGUUUUCUUAAACGUGCUCGCCAGCAGAAGGAAAUUACAAGGGAGCAGGCAGUCAAGGAUCUGGAGCAAUUGGAGCGGCGAAGGGAGGAACUCGAACAACUGCUUCUGGCUGAAAGAGUUUGAUGCCAUUUGUAUGAGUAUUUUUGUUCAGAUGGAUGAAAAUACUGAAAUGACUUCAACAAAUUUCAGUUAUGUAAAUAUAAUGUUGUUAUGCUGAUGUCAUUUCAUUGAUUGAUUCUAUUAGAUGUUUUUGAUGCAGGAGUAUAAUA
This is a messenger RNA of Manihot esculenta (cassava), 907 nucleotides long. RefSeq lists its product as uncharacterized. NCBI's taxonomy places the organism in Eukaryota, Viridiplantae, Streptophyta, Magnoliopsida, Malpighiales, Euphorbiaceae. The record is from RefSeq and is a predicted model, not a curated record. The coding region runs from base 171 to 761 and encodes 196 amino acids. The transcript is spliced from 6 exons.